CUUUCUACUCCUAAGGCUUGUAACAUCAACACUACAUGAAGGGUGAGAACCUUGUCCAUUAUAUACUCUUCUUUGCUGGAUCAGCUUAAAACACCAAGCAGUCAAGCACUUCGAACAUAGAGACUGGCAGAUGACUGACUGCGUAGACGCUCUAUAACAUCUUCAGAUAUCAGAAAAAUUUUACAAAGUCCAUGGAGACGGAAUCAGUUCGGGUACCUGCCGUGACCGACAAGGAAGAAAAGCUGUACCAGGCAGAUGAGAAUUACAAGGCAUCUCAGGGAGAUGUGCAGAGCGAUGACAAAGCAGAUACAAAAGAAGUCCAGAAACACAAAACACGUUUGAUAGUUACAGCAUUCACUGCUUUUGGGUGUUACACGUUUGUGUCAAAGGCCAUAGGGAGCGUGAUGUCACAGUAUUUAUACCAGCGUAUUGUUUAUGACUACUAUAAUGUUACUGACAACACAAAAACAACGGUCCUAUGUUCUCACGACAACGUCAACGACACAAUGGCCGACACGAAAAACCGCAUCGUGGCCGACACCUCUAGACUGAUAUUUCUCUUGGGCUACGCAACCUUCAUUCCUACUCUCUUCCUUAGCUUCUUCAUGGGUUCCUACUCCGACUACCUUGGGCGGCGGUAUGUUCAGUUCUAAAGCUAUUCUCUCUUAAACAUAUGCACAUUUUGGCGCGCGCACGCGCGCACGCACGCACUCACACAGUGGCUUAAGAACAAUGGAUGCAGCCGCCCCUCAAAAAAAAAA
This is a messenger RNA of Pomacea canaliculata, 761 nucleotides long. RefSeq lists its product as uncharacterized. The transcript is spliced from 3 exons. The record is from RefSeq and is a predicted model, not a curated record. NCBI's taxonomy places the organism in Eukaryota, Metazoa, Mollusca, Gastropoda, Architaenioglossa, Ampullariidae. The coding region runs from base 192 to 653 and encodes 153 amino acids.